AUGAAAGGUAGCUGGAUCGAGCUGGGAGAUGUGACACCGUACAAUAUUAGACAACUGAAGAGAUUGAAUCAGGUCAUCUUUCUAGUCAGCUACAAUAAGUUCUACAAGGAUGUGCUGGAGUUUGGAGAGCUGGCAAAACUCGCCUAUUUCAAUGAUAUUGCUGUAGGUGCGGUAUGCUGUAGGGUGGAUCAUUCACAGAAUAGGAAGAGACUUUCCAUCAUGACACUAGGAUGUCUGGCACCUUACCAAAGGCUAGGAAUAGAAACUAAAAUGUUAAAUCAAGUCUUACCCAUCUAUGAAAAAGAUGGCACUUUUGACAUCUAUCUGCACGUCCAGAUAAGCAGUGACUCAGCAAUUGACUUCUACAGGAAGUCCGCCUUUGAGAUUAUUGAGACAAAGAAGAAGUACCAUAAGAGGACAGAGCCUGCAGAUGCUCAUGUGCUGCAGAAAAACCUCAAAGAACCUUUCGGUCAGAAUGCAGAUGUGCAAAAGACAGACAACUGA
This is a messenger RNA of Cynocephalus volans (Philippine flying lemur), 504 nucleotides long. RefSeq names its product N-alpha-acetyltransferase 50-like. Gene Ontology annotation, biological process: mitotic sister chromatid cohesion. The transcript has a single exon. Bases 1 to 504 code for a protein of 167 amino acids. NCBI's taxonomy places the organism in Eukaryota, Metazoa, Chordata, Mammalia, Dermoptera, Cynocephalidae. Gene Ontology annotation, molecular function: N-acetyltransferase activity. Gene Ontology annotation, cellular component: NatA complex. The record is from RefSeq and is a predicted model, not a curated record.